Centropristis striata (black sea bass) is the source of this 2810-nucleotide messenger RNA. RefSeq names its product methionine sulfoxide reductase B3 (gene msrb3). The record is from RefSeq and is a predicted model, not a curated record. NCBI's taxonomy places the organism in Eukaryota, Metazoa, Chordata, Actinopteri, Perciformes, Serranidae. Gene Ontology annotation, cellular component: cytoplasm. Bases 845 to 1435 code for a protein of 196 amino acids. Gene Ontology annotation, molecular function: peptide-methionine (R)-S-oxide reductase activity. The transcript has 7 exons. Gene Ontology annotation, biological process: response to oxidative stress; protein repair.
ACGUUUACAUGAUGACGGUCUGAACAGAAGAGGCAAAAGUGGCGUCACGUCUUCACUUUUUAUUCCGCGUUUAGACGAGCGUUUUCAGGAGGAACUCUGCUGCAUACGGUGACGCUAAAGUGUGUGAAUUGGAUUGGGUAUGCAUGCCAGGCGGCAUCACUUAAAGAGAUAAGAGCAUCUUUGGGCAUGUGGAAGUUUUCACGCCACGCAUUUUCAUCAGCUACUCCUUCCACAAAGUUCUCCCACCAUCCACUAGAUCUCUAUUUCCCUGUACUGGCACAUGUAUGUGACGUGUACGCGACGUGAGCAGAUCUGAGCAGAGUUUCGAGCUUGGCAGUGGAGCGUAUUAAAGUUUUCCACUCUGGAGGGUGGUUUCAGAUUUUUGCGUUUUUAACCCCAAAAACGCCGUCACCGUCUAAACGUAAGGCACUUCCCAUAAAAUAUUUCUUUGUUUUUACCUACAAGCGUCCUCAUGUAAACGGGGCCUGAAUGUGGGUAAGUACCUCAUACACCCCACUUCAGACAAAUCUGAACUAUCCCUUUAAAGUGUUUGUUGUAAUUGUAGUUCAGUGAUAAAAUACAAAGAGCUGUGGCUCCUCCCAGCUUUAGAUGUGUUGCCAGCCUGUCGGCACUAGAAUAUUUGUAUUGUUUGGUGUGGAAUUGUUUGGCUGACCUCAUUCUGCAGCAGAGAAGCAUAGCAGUGCACAGAGGCCAAUACAGAGAGAGCAAUCCACAGAGUGGACAGAGAAAAGCCUGAAAAUACUGCUGAGCUUCUUUUCUCCAUGGACUGAGCUGCACAGGGGUGGUGGUGCUGUUCUUUGUCUACUAUGUGACUGUGUGUCUCAUGGCUGUCCUCCUCAGACGUGGGCUUUUCGUGGCCCUGCAUCAUGCCUGCAGGCAAGGCAGGAGCUCAGUCUGCCACCCUGCACUGCCUGCUGCUCUUCUAGGAGCACGUAGGACAAAGAAGACAUGGCCAGUGAGCUUCUCUCAGGACGAGCUGAAGAAACGGCUCACACCACAGCAGUACCAUGUGACCCAGGAGAGAGGAACUGAGAGUGCCUUCACUGGAGAUUUCACACAUCAUAAAGAAGACGGGACCUACACUUGUGUUGUCUGUGGUGCCCUGCUGUUCAACUCCAACACUAAAUUUGACUCCGGAUCGGGUUGGCCGUCCUUCUAUGACCUGGUGAAGGAGGAAUCCAUCACUUUGUCUGAUGAUUUCUCCUAUGGGAUGCACAGAGUGGAGGCUACCUGCAGCCAGUGUGGAGGCCACCUGGGACACCUGUUUGAUGAUGGACCAAGACCCACAGGGAAACGUUACUGCAUCAACUCGGCCUCAUUGGGUUUCCAGUCCAAAGACGCGGCCCCUGCCUCCUCUGGGGCCGAGGGGGGAGCUGCCAGCAGCUCAGUGAGCGAUGGGAAGACGGAGCUCUGAGAAAGACUCAUGACCCACAGCAGACUGACAACUGUGCUUGUGAAGGGAGAGGUCACGUACAUAACAUGCUUUUGGUUCUGUGUUUCUGAUUCACAAUGACAGACAGGGUAGGUAAUUAUAUUAGGGCCGGGACUCGAUUUAAAAAAAAAAAAAAAUCUAAUUAAUUAGAGGCUUUGUAAUUAAUUAAUCAAAGUUAAUCGCAUUUUAAUCGCAUAUAAAUAUUUGACCUGAGAACAGUAAGAAGUAAUUUUUUUCACAUGGAUUUUUAGUAUACCAUUGAAUAAUGACUGAAUACAUAAGCUUAAGCAACAAAAACAUUGUUUAUUUUUGUUCAAGUCCAACAGACCAGUGCAAUUUUUCCAUUAAGUGUAGCAAUAGCAUAUUUAGAAAUAUAGUACAUUUCAGAAAUUCAGGUAGCCUAUAGGUAGGUAGACCUUCUGUAACUAUAGUACUUUGGUUUUUUUAGUUAAACACAAUCCACGCUAGCUACCACACUAGCUGCUAGCUGCUAUAUGUUUUGCAUUGAGGUGAUACUUGAGGCUCGAUGUGCUGCGGUGAUAUGUGAAUUCCUUGUUGCAUAGCAACACAACCAUGCUCUUAUCGACGCUUCCAUCCGUUGGUUUUUUUGUAACAAAAUGUCCCAUCAUCCACGGGGCCAACCAAAGCGCUCUCAUCAGCUUCUUCCUUCAUAUUCACUGUGGUUUGUUGUUGUCUGAACUCAUGAACGCUAGUUGGUGCUCCAGUAUAAUCGGUCCGCCUGAAACUCAUCCAGUGAGAAACGUUCCGCGGUGCAAAAAUAAGUGCGAUUAAAAUGCGUAAAUUUUUUUAGCGCGUUAAUUUUUGUGUAAUUUAUUUAUCUUAAUUAACGCGUUGAAGUCCCGGCCCUAGUAAUUAUAUUACUAAAAAAAGGAAGGAAGGUGCUUAGGCCACUGACACAGACCAGAGAAAUCCUGUAUCGGGUGUAUAAUCUAUCACACGGGAAAGUGCACGCUUCCAAAACAGUCAAAGCUGCAACACACACUGCAUCAGCUGAUUGCCUUAAAGGGAACGUCUUCUUCCCUGAAUUCCCUUUAAUUCCCCAGGUCUGGGUAGUAGCAUUUGGCCUGCUCAUUUAAACACGGAUGAAGUGCUGUGCAGUGUAUUCUAACUAAAUAUAUUUUAUUAGAGUAUAUUUUUGAAGUGAUAUUUGAUACUGAGAGGUUGAUGAAAUUGCCUAUGCAAGUGCUCCUGUCAGCAGUGACAUGGGCAGAGACAGAGCAUACUGUGGCCUUUAGGUCACUUCCUCUUUCGGUUCCUUUAGUUCUUUGCAGUAGGAAAUAUUUAUUUUGUGUUCACAGCUUGCAUUAAAACUGUUGGAUGAAUAAAAAUAUCUGGA